Molecule: messenger RNA, 1500 nt
Organism: Symbiodinium sp. CCMP2592
Lineage: Eukaryota; Dinophyceae; Suessiales; Symbiodiniaceae
Source: the annotation of a GenBank genome assembly
AUGGACCGACCAAUGCUUCAGUCGCUGCUCUCAGAGCGGCAAUCCUGGCUGGCCUUGAGGGAUUUGCCUCGGGACGACUUGCUGGCAGCCCAGCAGACGAUCGGCUCCGAUUGCUCUGGACUUGACUGCUGCAUCUAUGCCCUACGCAAGCUGGGGAUCGAGCACAAGCAUCUGUUCAGUUGUGACAACGACGACCAUGCGAGGCAGUGGGCAGCGAAAAACCACAGUCCACACAGGUAUUAUGAGGACCUGAGGGACAGGCGGUCGAGGUCGGAUCAGGACAAGAAGAUCACUGGCUAUAUUACUGGUUUUCCUUGCCGUCCUUUUUCGGUGCAGAAUUCCAGCAGCAGAGGAAUGAGCCACAAAGAUGCUGAUCUGCCAGCAUGUGUGGUGGCCGAGACCAUGCGUGCAAGGCCACAGUGGGCCGUGUACGAGAACGUCCUCGGCUUGAGGCAGUACCUGCAUGGCCCUAGAGGCGUCUUCAGCAUAUUCCAGAAGGGGGGACUGCUCAAAGAGUACUUUGUUUUCGUCCUACCGAUUGACCCGCAGAAAACACUUCGAGUGCCGCAUCGCCGGCCACGCCUGUACUUCGUGUUGGUUCGGAAAGCAGAUGCGGUUUGUUCCAAUGUUGGCUACCUCUCUGAGCUCAUCCAGACGUUGCUGGAGAAGCUGACGACCGAGGUUCGCCGCCGUCCCUGCCCAGGAUUGCCCGACUUGCAAGGCGAGACAGUCUCUGCUGAGACGUGCAAGGGGCGACCAAACGGCAAGAUUCAGAAGCAACAAUGGCCAAAAGUGCACAAAGCUUUCUGCGAGAAGAACGGAAUCCGGCCGAAGACCUUCUCUGAGAGCCAAGCCCCAGGACUGACGCCACGAGAACGGGACGUCCUUGGCAUUUGUGUGGCCCAAGCUCGGCAGCAAAGGGCAUCUCGGGACGACUUCCAGAUCGUGGACGUGUCGCAAUCCGCACAUCGUGCGCCUACGGCUUUCAACGGCGUGCCGUGCCUGACCACGUCCUCCAAGCUGGUCCUGGUGCCCCCUGGUGCGGACAAGUGCAAGGUCCUGUCAGGGCGAGACAAGCUUCGUUUGAUCGGAAUCAUGCCGGAGCAGUGCGUCAUUGAGAACGAGACAAUGGCCAACGCCUUGCAUCGGCUCUGUGGGAACGCCAUGCACGUGGACGCGGUCGCCCUUGCAAUGGUCUUGGGAAUGUCCUUGGUGUCGUGGAAGCAUUGCGAUAAGCUGGAGAGCACUGCAGCCUGCCAUUCCAACGCGGUCGUCUUCACGUUCCAGACCGUUGAGAAAGGCAAGCGUCCUGAAGGCCUGCCUCGCAAGGCGCUGCUGUCCAUGAAGCGUUUGCGCAAUGGCAAGGGCAAGGCCGCGAGGUCGCGGUCGUCGGUGUCGCAUGCCACAUGCCAGGUUCACAGUGACAGGAAACGAAAGUCUGCCGCGCAGUCCAGCGAUGCACCGAAGAAGAGGAGAUCACUUGGCAGUCUUUUUGGAUGA